Messenger RNA from Vicia villosa (hairy vetch), 1467 nucleotides. RefSeq names its product probable fructokinase-6, chloroplastic. Gene Ontology annotation, molecular function: fructokinase activity. Lineage: Eukaryota; Viridiplantae; Streptophyta; Magnoliopsida; Fabales; Fabaceae. Gene Ontology annotation, biological process: fructose metabolic process. The coding region runs from base 141 to 1298 and encodes 385 amino acids. Gene Ontology annotation, cellular component: cytosol; chloroplast stroma. The transcript is spliced from 7 exons. The record is from RefSeq and is a predicted model, not a curated record.
UUCAGUUAAACUCGGUUCCGUCCUAUAUUGCUUUGUUUUGGAGCAGAGAAAGAAACUAGCAACACACAACUCAACAAAAUUUCCCUCAAAAUUCAACCCUGUUCUGAACCUGUGUACUGUGAAGUGAUUUUUCUUGUUCCAUGGCUCUUCACUGUGGUUCUUUCUGCUUCACAAGUGUCGCUUCUAAUCCUCUAGGUUCAGUCAAGUUUAGUCACCCCAUUGUUAAAGCUUCGCUGUUUCCUUCCCCUUUUUGCCCUCCUAAUGUUCGAUUGAAUGCUAAAGGAAAGGCAAAGGCAAUACCUGGAGAUGGGAGAUCUGAAACAGAGGAAUUGCCUCUAGUUGUUUGUUUUGGGGAAAUGCUCAUUGAUUUCGUCCCAACUGUUAGCGGUCUUUCUUUGGCUGAUGCACCUGCAUUUAAAAAGGCUCCAGGGGGAGCUCCUGCUAAUGUUGCUGUAGGCAUAGCUCGAUUAGGAGGUUCAUCGGCUUUUAUUGGAAAGGUUGGUGAGGACGAAUUUGGAUAUAUGCUUGCUGAUAUACUCAAGGAAAAUAAUGUAAACAACCAAGGGAUGCGUUUUGACCCUGGUGCACGUACUGCCUUAGCAUUUGUUACACUGAGAAGUGACGGAGAACGAGAGUUCAUGUUUUAUCGUAAUCCCAGUGCUGAUAUGCUGCUCCAAGAAGAUGAACUAGACUUGGACUUAAUCAGAAAGGCCAAAAUCUUUCAUUAUGGUUCGAUCAGUCUUAUAACAAAACCAUGCAAAUCGGCUCAUAUAGCUGCAGCAAAGGCAGCAAAAGACGCCGGUGUAUUUCUGUCUUAUGACCCUAAUUUGAGGCUUCCUUUAUGGCCUUCUGCAGACAGCGCUAGAGAAGGAAUUCUGAGUAUAUGGGAUACUGCAGAUAUCAUCAAGAUAAGUGAAGAAGAGAUUUCUUUUCUUACAAAUGGUGAGAAUCCAUAUGAUGAUGCCGUUGUACGAAAACUUUUCCAUCCAAACCUCAAGCUACUUCUUGUUACUGAAGGUUCAGAAGGUUGCAGAUAUUACACCAAGGAGUUUAGUGGUAAAGUGAAGGGAAUGAAGGUGGAUGCAGUUGACACAACCGGAGCUGGUGACGCAUUUGUGGCCGGAAUAUUAUCACAAUUAGCUACAGAUCUUUCAUUACUUCAGAAAGAAGAACAAUUGAGAGAUUCUCUCAAAUUUGCCAAUGCUUGUGGUGCAUUGACUGUGACUGAGAGAGGCGCGAUUCCAGCAUUGCCCACAAAGGAAACUGUUCUGAAUGCCCUACUUGAACCUGUAUUGUAAUUUCACAUCCCAAUAUUUAUUUUUCUUUGGUGAGUUUUAGGAGCUUAUUGAGUUAAUGCAGUAAAUAAGAGCCAAGUGUUCUAAUAAUUUGGCAAAUGCUAUUUUCAAGCAAAAUUCUGUCCAGCACUCUAGUCCAUUGCUUGAUAAUAAAGAGUCAUUCUUUAUCCAA